CAAAAGGGGCGUUCUAUUGUGGUGGCUUGGGGACGCGGAACAGAACAAUCGAGAAAAGCCAGUCGCCGAUCUUUCAAGCUCCGACCGGAAUCCAUGGCGUUGCAGGCUGGCGUUCAGACCUCCAAGGUCCUCAUCCUUGUUGGCGCAGGUUUAUCUGGUUCAAUUAUGCUGAGACAUGGGAGAUUGUCUGAGCUGAUAGCGCAGCUUCAAGAGUUACUCCAGGGAACCGAAGGAGUUGAUAUUUCAUCAUAUAAGUAUGAUAGUGCACAACUUGCUGCUCAGAUUCGGCAGAUAGCAAAAGAGAUCAAAGAACUAAGCCUAUCCAAUCCAAUAACUAUUUUUAAUGGAAAUUCAAACUCCAGCGGGAGUUAUGCUUCUUACCUAGUGCCAGCUGCUGCACUUGGAGCUAUGGGAUACUGUUACAUGUGGUGGAAGGGUUGGUCAUUUUCUGAUGUGAUGUUUGUAACGAAGAAAAAUAUGGCAAGUGCAGUCACUGCUGUCUCGAGACAGCUUGAUGAUCUUUCAGAAACCUUAGCUUCAACAAGGAGACAUCUUUCUAAAAGGUUGGAGACGUUGGACUUUAAGGUGGAAGAGCAGCACGAGACAUCUAAUCUCAUCUUAUCCAAUGUUGGUGAAAUGAAAUCAAAUCUUUCUCAGAUUGGGUUUGAUGUCCAGACAAUUCAUGAAAUGAUAUCUGGCAUAGAAGGGAAGAUUGAACUUCUUGAGAGCAAACAGGAUGUGACAAUCUCAGGACUAUGGCACCUAUGCCAAGUUGCAGAUGGUGUUAAGAGCGGGACAGGCACAAAAGCUUUUCAGGACUUUGGUUCACCGUUACCCAUCGAAUCAAAAGGGGCACCUGAUAACUCUCUCGAGGGCCUCAGGUUUCUAACGGAAGAGGGCGAAACGAACGAGCCGUCAGAGGAAAAAGCCGUGAAACAGUCGGAAGAAAAGACACCGGCAACAACGGUAACGAGAAGAGUUCACCGAUCGUUUACGAGCGGGAUAUCUUGGGUCCGGAAUGUUACUUGACAUUCUUCUUUAUACAAAGCCUUUUGCUGUUUGUUAUUAUUAUACGCCCCAACGCUCUUGGGGCCAUUUUUUUUGUUCCAUUUGUACCGCCGAGUAGAGUACCAUUGAAAUAAACGUAACUCGGCGAAAAAUACCAUUCACCAAAAUCCAUCAUUUAUUUCUUUCC
This is a messenger RNA of Tarenaya hassleriana, 1195 nucleotides long. RefSeq lists its product as uncharacterized. The coding region runs from base 94 to 1029 and encodes 311 amino acids. The record is from RefSeq and is a predicted model, not a curated record. The transcript is spliced from 11 exons. NCBI's taxonomy places the organism in Eukaryota, Viridiplantae, Streptophyta, Magnoliopsida, Brassicales, Cleomaceae.